Messenger RNA from Cydia amplana, 1073 nucleotides. Its product is annotated as cyclic GMP-AMP synthase-like receptor. The transcript has 7 exons. The record is from RefSeq and is a predicted model, not a curated record. The coding region runs from base 56 to 733 and encodes 225 amino acids. NCBI's taxonomy places the organism in Eukaryota, Metazoa, Arthropoda, Insecta, Lepidoptera, Tortricidae.
CAAAAUCAGAAGGAUUGGCCGGAAACUCUAGACAGGAAAAGCAGUUUCACACACCAUGGUGGUUUUCUUGACAGACCAUCUUCAGGCCAAGGGUGCUAAGAUCAUCUCCUUGAAGCCUGAAGUGAACGUUCCAGCGAAACCAAUCAUCAGAAGUUUGAAUAGUCUCCUACACGACAUAUAUGUGCGUUUCAUAGCACUGAGAGAUAAGGAUUUUGUGAAAUAUUACAAUGUGUUUGAAAACAUAUUCUUCAAACUGCAUGAACAGAUGAAAGAAGCGGAUCCGUACUACAAGCAGUAUUCCAGCCAUGUACUAUUCGCGGGCAGCCACUACGACAACCUACGCAUCAACAAACCCGAUGAAUUCGACAUGGAUAUCGUAAUCGGGUUGCCCGUCAACCCGGACGAAAACCCCCAAAACCCGGCCAAAAGCGACGUGGUCAUCGAAGACAUUGCUCCUGGCUUCGUGAGGCUGAAGAUGGGGAAACAGUUCCAGAACCUGCCGAAUAGGGAUCAGGGGGAAGAUUGGGAAAUAAACCAGACGGCUUGCAAAUGGUUAGACGAUGCCAACUACCUGUUGCGCUCGCAGUUCAUGUACUGGUUCCAGAGUGUGGUCGACAAAGCCAUGAACCUCUUCGAUCAGAACGAGCACGGGGAGCCCUACAUGGACGUUGAGGGGACUAAGUACAACCUCCGCUUAUCUGCCAGUGGCCCCGCCUACACGCUCAUCAUCUAAGACACACAGUGCGGGUUCCGUCUGGACGUGGACCUGGUCCCGGCCCUCAAGUUCCCUGAGGAUCGCUGGCCUAUCGCCAAAAAAUAUAGAAGGGUACCCAAGCGUUGCAAGAAGGAGUUCUUCAUGGUGGUGCCGAAGCCCCUGAAGGGGGGUCGCAGCCCGCUCGACUCGGAGCGCUCCUGGCGGCUAGCCAUGCACAUACAGGAGAAACAGCUCAUGUACGACACCUGUCAUAUGAAGCAGGUCAUACGACUGAUAAAAAAGCUCCGCGAUUCCUUAGGCAUGGACAACAUUGCUAGCUACUACAUCAAGACCAUAUUCUACCAUGAGGCCAUCGAAC